GGGGAGGGGAGGAGGGUGAAGCGCGCCGGAAGUGACGUCAUCCCCGCGCGCGCUGUGGGCGUGGCCGGGACAGCGCGGGAAGGAGGAAGAGGAGGAGGAGGAGGGCGCCCCCCUGCGGACGGAGCGUGAGGGCGGCGCUUGGACGCCUCGCGCCGGGAUGGGGCUGGACGGAGCCUACGCGCAGCGCCCUCACCGGGCCACGCUCUUCGCCGUCCCGUCCGUCCUCUUCCUCCUCGCCUUCCUCAUCCUCACCCUCAUCCACCCGCGGCUCCGCGGCGACGCCGCCGCCAGCGCCGGAUCCUGCGGGAACUCCUGCAGGAUCGUGCUGGUGGAGAGCAUCCCCGAGGGAAUGAACAUCACCAGCCCCACCAACCCCUCCACCUUCGAGGCGUGGCUGGAGCUGCUGAGCUCGGCCAGGCGCAGCGUGGACAUCGCCUCCUUCUACUGGACCCUGACCAACGAGGACACGCGGACACACGAGCCCAGCGCCGCACAGGGCGAGCUCAUCCUGUCGGAGCUGCUGCGGCUGCCGCGGCGCGGCGUGGCCGUACGCGUGGCGGUCAGCGCGCCCUCGGCCAAAGCGCCGCUGGACGAUCUGCGGGCGCUGGAGCGCGGCGGGGCGGCGGUGCGCGCCGUGGACAUGCCGCGCCUCACCGGCGGCGUGCUGCACACCAAGUUCUGGCUGGUGGACGGCGUCCAUCUCUACCUGGGCAGCGCCAACAUGGACUGGAGAGCCUUGACACAGGUGAAGGAGCUCGGUGCCGCCAUCUUCAACUGCAGCUGCCUGGCCGAGGAUUUGGGCAAAAUCUUCGAGGCCUACUGGGCCCUGGGCGUGCCGGACGCCGCCAUCCCGGCGCCGUGGCCGGACAAUUUCUCCACCGCCAUCAACGCCGCCACCCCGCUGCAGCUGCGGCUCAACGGCAGCGCCGCCGCCGUCUAUUUCUCGAGCUCCCCCCCUCCCCUCUGCGCCUCCGGCCGCACUCCGGACCUUUCCGCGCUGCUCUCGGUGAUCGACGGCGCUGACCGCUGGGUGGACGUGGCGGUGAUGAGUUACCUGCCCGGCACCGAGUUCCAGCGGCCGGAGCGCUUCUGGCCGGCCAUCGACGAGCGGCUGCGGCGAGCGGCGUUCGAGCGCGGCGUGAGGGUCAGGGUGAUGGCCGGCUGCUGGCCGCACAGCCGCCCGGCCAUGUUCCCCUUCCUCAAAUCCCUGGCCGCUGUCAACGAUGACCGCGCGCGGCUCCGCGUGGAGGUGCGCCUGUUCCUGGUGCCGGCGAGCGCGGCCCAGAGCCGGAUCCCCUUCGCCCGCGUCAGCCACAACAAAUUCAUGGUGACCGACAAGGCGGCCUACGUGGGAACCUCCAACUGGUCCGGGGAUUACUUUGAGCGCACGGCGGGCUCGGCGCUGGUGGUGGCCCAGGCGGGUUCUGGAACAUUCCGGGAGCGGCUCCAGGAGGUUUUCCAGCGGGAUUGGAGCUCUGGCUACAGCGUGGACAUCGGGGACACCGAGAGCUGGGCCGGCCGCUGCGGGCCCCGCUAGGGCCGCGGGGGUUUUGGGGGGAAAAGG
This is a messenger RNA of Poecile atricapillus (Black-capped chickadee), 1564 nucleotides long. RefSeq names its product phospholipase D family member 3 (gene PLD3). The record is from RefSeq and is a predicted model, not a curated record. The transcript is spliced from 10 exons. NCBI's taxonomy places the organism in Eukaryota, Metazoa, Chordata, Aves, Passeriformes, Paridae. Bases 158 to 1537 code for a protein of 459 amino acids. Gene Ontology annotation, molecular function: catalytic activity.